AUGUCCGAGAUGAGAUCUGUUGCCUACUUUGUCAACUGGGCAAUCUAUGGUCGGAACCAUAAUCCGCAAGAUCUGCCCGCGGACAAGCUGACCCACAUUCUCUAUGCAUUCGCAAACGUCCGUCCCGAGAAUGGCGAGGUGUACUUGACCGACUCCUGGUCUGAUAUUGAGAAGCAUUAUCCCGAAGAUUCGUGGAACGAUGUCGGUACCAAUGUGUACGGAUGUGCCAAGCAGCUGUUCCUGCUCAAGAAGCAGAACCGUAAACUGAAGGUUUUGCUUUCCAUUGGUGGCUGGACUUACUCGGCGAAUUUCGCGCAGCCGGCUAGUACAGAGGAGGGUCGGGCGAAUUUCGCUGAGACGGCGACUCGCCUGGUUCUUGAUCUUGGGUUCGAUGGUCUUGAUAUCGAUUGGGAGUAUCCCAAAGAUGACACCGAGGCUCAGAACCUUGUUCUUUUGCUGCAGAAGUGCCGAGAGGUUCUUGACGCAGCGGCCGGCCCUGAACGUCAUUUCUACUUGACCAUCGCCUGCCCUGCCGGUAUGUUCAUGCCGGAUAUCUCCACGCCGGGCGCAAGCAACUAUGAGAAACUCCGACUGCCAGAGAUGACCCCACUGCUGGACUUCUACAAUCUAAUGGCCUACGAUUUUGCCGGAAGCUGGGACGGCAGCGCCGGCCACCAGGCCAACAUCGUCCCCUCAAACUCCAACCCUACAUGCACCCCAUUCUCCAUCGACGCCGCUCUGAGGCACUAUAUCAACGUCGGUGGCGUACCGCCCUCCAAGAUUGUCGUGGGCAUGCCUCUGUAUGGCCGUGCAUUUGAGAACACCGACGGGCCCGGCGCGCCAUUCUCCGGAGUCGGAGAAGGUAGUUGGGAGAAUGGCGUUUGGGAUUAUAAGGCGUUGCCGAAACCCGGCUCAGUGGAGCAGUUCGAUGUCGAAGCGGGGGCUUCGUUCUGUUAUGAUGACAGUUCGCGCUGUAUGAUUACCUACGAUACGCCUUACAUGGCGCAGAUCAAGACGACCUUUAUCCGGGAUCGUGGGUUGGGUGGUGCUAUGUGGUGGGAGAGUAGUGGUGAUAAGGGUGGCAAGGCGGCUGAUGCUGCGGAUGGAAGUUUGAUUGGUAUCUUUUUUGAUGGUGUAGGUGGUGAGGGGGCUUUGGAUCAGUCGCCCAAUGCUCUGGAUUUCCCGGAGAGCAAGUAUAACAAUGUGCAGGCUGGGUUCCCGGAUAAUUAG
Molecule: messenger RNA, 1230 nt
Organism: Penicillium paradoxum
Lineage: Eukaryota; Fungi; Ascomycota; Eurotiomycetes; Eurotiales; Aspergillaceae
Product: glycoside hydrolase family 18 protein
Exons: 7
Coding region: 1-1230 (409 amino acids)
Biological process (GO): chitin catabolic process; carbohydrate metabolic process
Cellular component (GO): extracellular region
Molecular function (GO): chitinase activity; chitin binding
Source: RefSeq, a predicted model, not a curated record